CGUUAACUUAAGAAGCAGGCGUAUCCUUAACUGCCUCACGGCAGCGGAAGCCAUGAACAGUCACAUGUGCUUCGGAGGAAAACAUGGAUUCUGUGCUGGAGCUGGUGGCUGGGAGUUACGAGCAGAUUCUUUUCGGUUAUAAGGUGCAGAAAGGCGAAAAGGAAUGGACCCUGAAAGCCGAAUUCACUCACCAUGCUCACACAGCCUCCUUGUGUGCUGUGGCCGCUAACGAGCGCUACAUCGCGACUGGCAGCAAAGACGAAACCAUCCAGCUCUAUGACAUGAAAAAUAAGAAAGAACACGGAGUCCUGCUCCAUCACAAUGGUACAAUUUCAUGCCUCGAGUUUUACGGCGCUUCUCACCUUCUGAGCGGAGCAGAGGAUGGAUUGCUGUGUGUGUGGAGCACCAGGAAGUGGGAGUGUCUGAAAUCCAUCAAAGCUCAUAGGGGUCAAGUGUCAUUUGUGUCUGUCCAUCCAUCUGGAAAACUCGCUCUGUCCGUGGGAACUGACAGAACACUCAGGACUUGGAAUCUCAUUGAUGGGAGGUCAGCCUUCAUCAAAAAUAUUAAACAAAGUGCUCAUAUUGUCAUGUGGUCUCCUGCUGGAGAUAAAUAUGUCGUGGUUGUGAAUAACAAAAUAGACAUUUAUAAGCUGGAGACGGCCACAGUGAUAGGCACCUUCUCCUGUCCAAUGAGGAUCUCAUCCAUUACGUUUCUGAGUAAUUCAGUCCUUGCAGUUGCUGGAGAUGAUGAAGUAGUGAGACUUUUCGAUACUGAUUCCCAGAAGUGUGUCUGUGAGUUUGUCGCCCAUGAGAACAGAGUAAAAUCACUGGACAGUUGUACAGUGGGCGAUCUCUGUGUCCUUGUCUCAGCAUCAAAUGAUGGAUUCAUCAAAUUAUGGAACGUCAGUCUUGAAAAGGUGACGGAGCCUCCAGCUUUGCUGGGGAUGGUGAACACCACUGCGAGGCUGACCUGCUUGUCGGUGUGGCAGCCAGGCCCACAGGGGGAAUGCAGUGCAGAGCAGGACGUGCAGGCCGUCACCUCCCAAGCAUCCACGACUGCAACUGAACCCAAAAGGAGAAAGAAAGAAAUUUUCACAGAGGAAGUAAUCGUCGAGGAUCCCAGUUGCACAAAAAGAGUGAAAACACAGGGUGGUGAAAAGAAAAAGAAACGAAAAACCAAUAAAUAACCUUGUCAAGUUUAA
Messenger RNA from Paramormyrops kingsleyae, 1202 nucleotides. It is a transcript of the gene pak1ip1, whose product is annotated as PAK1 interacting protein 1. The record is from RefSeq and is a predicted model, not a curated record. Gene Ontology annotation, molecular function: protein binding. Lineage: Eukaryota; Metazoa; Chordata; Actinopteri; Osteoglossiformes; Mormyridae.